AUGAUCAGUGGCAGACAAAGAGCUGCAAGGCAAGCACCAUCCAUGGCUACUACCGGUACAUGUAAUUCACGGUCGUGUAGUUCCUGUACCAGAAUUCGAAUCUUGCUAGGAUUGGCACUGGUGGUAGCAUUCUGGAUCGCAUCCAGAAUACAACCAAAGCCUAUUGAGCAAACCGAUGGUACUGGUACCAUUCUGACUCAUCAUCAUAAGGUUAACAGUGAUCCGACUAACAACAAGACGGUUCUAAUAGAGAUUCGGAUACCCAGUGUCCCUGAUGAUACCAUCGGUGACACAGUGCGCAGUGUCAUUCCCGUCGGUGCUGCUUCGUCGCCUUUGGAAGAUUGUAAGCCCACGGCACAGCUCUUGUUGAAGAUACUGCAACCACCAGAUUCUUCUUCUUCAAGACAACGAGAAAAUAAGUUGAUACAUGUAUGGACUAUUCAAACACUGGAUGAACAGGGGAAUUCCAAAACUGUCGGUGGAGAUGAAUUUUACAUUACAUGGAGCUCUAGUGGAAGUGAUGAUUCCGCCGUGGCCCUCAUUGACGACAGACAAGAUGGAAGCUAUCAGCUGGAUUUUGUAACUCCUCCUCUGAUGGUUCCAAUAACAUCGUCACGACAACAAGAAGGAGGAAACCUCACCAUUCACUUUCAAUAUACCUGUGGGAUUGGAACCAUGGCUCCUCCCAGCAAGGAUGGAUGGGCUCAUGGGGGAGCUCUUUACAAGACUUUUUCUGUACCACUACUAACCUCUUCACCACCCAUUCGCUCGUUUCAACCACCCGCUGCGACACACGGCAUGACAUCAUUAUCCCACUACGAACAAGUGUUUGCCUUUGGAGAUUCGGCCAUGAAACAGUUUGUCAAAAAUGCCAGUCGCGUCUUGGAACCCAACAUUGUCUUUCGCACCAAACGACGAAAACCAUGGACGACAGCCUUGAUCCAAGAGCAUUUGACAGUCUUCCGAAAACAACUGGGACGAGACUUGGCAGGCAGAAACAGCAACAAGUCGGCUCUGUUGCUGGGGUCCUCCAUUUGGGAUGUCUUGGCGUCCAAUACGGACAAGGCACAAAACAACCAGAACAACAAUCUAUUAUUCACCAAGAACCAACCCGUCUUUCAAGACCACUUGACAGCCUGUCGACAAUUCAUUGGCACGGUGCGACAAGAGUAUCCCCACGUGCAGGUACUGUGGAAGUCACCCUCGGCCAUGCACGUCCAUGUGGUUGUUGCCAACAACAAUGACACGGCGCUGCAAAACCGCGUUCGAUACAUGAGUUCCUCGCGCAUGGCACACUUGUAUCGACUGCAACGACAGCUCAUGCAAGAGUUGCAAGUUCCAUUCUUGGAUAUCUACGAAGCAACCUACUUGUCGGCAGACUGGACGUUUCCAGGAGAUGGAAGACAUUACCUACCCGAGCUACACAAGCACAUGCUCAAGUGGUUCUAUACAACAUGA
Messenger RNA from Seminavis robusta, 1458 nucleotides. Lineage: Eukaryota; Bacillariophyta; Bacillariophyceae; Naviculales; Naviculaceae. The record is from the annotation of a GenBank genome assembly.